ACAUGUCCGAUAGCGAUACGGAUCCCGAGGAGGAGCUCUUCCACCUGGCCGCCGAGCAUGUGGCCAGGCAGACGAGCAGCCUGGCCUCCGCCGACCUGCUGCUCCUCUACGGCUACUACAAACAGGCCACCGAGGGCUCGUGCGAGGAGCCCAGUCCCGGGCUGCUCCAGCUGCGGGCACGCAGCAAGUGGCAGGCUUGGCGGAGUCUCGGCAAGAUGUCCCAAUCGAAGGCCAGGCAGUCGUAUGUCCGCAAACUGGAGGAGCUGCAGCCGAAUUGGCGGGAGAAGCGCAAGCCCGGCUGGGUGGUGCACUCCAUUGAGUCGGCGCCGCUGGAGGAUCAGCGGGCGGACAGCGAAAAGACCCCCUUCGAUCAUGUCAAGGAGAACAAUCUGGAGCGGUUAAGGGAGCUGCUGGCGCCCGGAGAUCUCGCAAAGUUGGAUGAACACGGCAUGGCCCUCAUCCAUUGGGCCACCGAUCGCAAUGCCGUCGAGAUCAUUCGGUUUCUGGUCCACAGCGGAGCGAGUGUCGAUCAGCGGGAUGCCGAGCAGCAGACGCCGCUGCACUAUGCCGCCAGUUGUGGUCACCUGGAGGCUCUGCGCUGCCUGCUCGAGCUGCGCGCCAAUCUGGAGCUCUGCGAUUCCGAUGGACAGACCUGCUACGACGUGGCCGACGAUGAACAGAUCUGCCAGGUGCUCCGAACGGAGCGAGAGCGCCUCAGUGGAUCCGCCUCCUAAAUCUUAAGUUGUUAGGUGCGAAGAACCCUGUAAAAUGUUGUGAAUAAAUCCUCUGUAAGCUUGGUUUUCUCACAUCCAUAUACACAAACGGUACGCUUCUUAACCUUUUAAGUUGUCAAGUUGCUUAUGCAUAAUAUGUAAUGUAUUAAAAAGUACUAAAACUGUGA
Messenger RNA from Drosophila takahashii, 901 nucleotides. RefSeq names its product acyl-CoA-binding domain-containing protein anorexia (gene anox). Gene Ontology annotation, molecular function: protein binding; fatty-acyl-CoA binding. Lineage: Eukaryota; Metazoa; Arthropoda; Insecta; Diptera; Drosophilidae. The record is from RefSeq and is a predicted model, not a curated record.